AUGGCCCUUAGUCUGUACAGUGGUUGCUUUGCGUGUGUCAGGUGGGGAGCUGUGCCAACGACGCCCUCCUACAGCGGAAGAGUUCCUCCCGCGCUGCGCGUCUUCGGCCUCGGCAAGCGCACGUGCACCAAAAACCGCAUGGCCUUUAAAGUCUGUACAGGUGGGCUGUGUUGUGACAUGGCGGGGAAGCUGUGCAAACGACGCCCUCUACCAAGGCGAGAGUUCCUCCCGCGGCUGCGCGUCUUCGGCUCGCCAAGCGCACGUGCACCGACGCAUUGCUUUAGUCUGUACAUUGGUUGCUUUGUGUGUGAC
This is a messenger RNA of Gryllus bimaculatus (two-spotted cricket), 312 nucleotides long. The record is from the annotation of a GenBank genome assembly. NCBI's taxonomy places the organism in Eukaryota, Metazoa, Arthropoda, Insecta, Orthoptera, Gryllidae.